Messenger RNA from Nomia melanderi (Alkali bee), 10774 nucleotides. The record is from RefSeq and is a predicted model, not a curated record. Lineage: Eukaryota; Metazoa; Arthropoda; Insecta; Hymenoptera; Halictidae.
ACAGAUUUUUGAAUUAGAAACAUGGAGUUUGACCUGCAACCGUUACGAAUGGUGCAGGCUUUAAACCAAACGCAAGCUCGUUAGUUAUUAUAGUCUUACAAUGAAUAAAUACGUGCAAAUGUUAAUGUACGACCCACGAGAUUUAUACGAAUAGUAAAGUCGUGAACGUUCGUAUCAUUUAAUAAGUAUAAAUUAGAAACGGCGGGAAUCUUGCAAAGUUCGGUGAUCGUGUAUCUACAUGGCAAGAAAAAAUUCAAUAUGUUUGAAACAAACAUCUUCUAGCAAGAUUUGAUUCACUCCUAUGUAGAAAGAGACACAUGAAAAACGUGAAGAAUGGAUCUUGAGAACAAAGAAAAAGAAUUUCAAGAACAUUAUAACAAAAUUUGUGGGAGAAGUAGACUGUCCUGUAGAUAUGAGGAUCCAGGGGAAAAAAUGGAAAGAAUGGAGACUUCCACGAAAGAGAAAGAAAAAUUGGACAAAGAUUUGAGGACUGCUAGAUGUGAUCUUGCUGUGAUUAGAAGAAGCCUGGGUAGCGAAAGAGAAACUCACGAGUCAGAAACAGAUGAGGCUACCAAAAAUGCACAAAAAGAAUUUUCUUCUAUCUUUGAAUUUAAAUUUCAUAAACGUCAUUCAGCCCAAUUUGAGAAGCUCUCCAAAGAAAAGAGUGAAUUGGAAGCACAGUUGGAUAAUAAAAAGAAGGAACUUCAAGAAAAACAAAAGAAGAUAUUUAAUUUGCAAGAUAAAGUUAGCCAGUUGGCUCAGUUAGAAAUGAAACUUGAAGAGAAAACAAAAAGAUUAGAAACUUUUAAUAAAGAGAGAGAUAUAUUGGAAAGGGAAUUAGUUGCAACAAGGUCAGAAGUGACUGGAAUAAAAAGAACACUAGAAUUAGAACGUCAGGAAAGAAGAGAUUUAGAAACUAGGGCUCUCAGUUUAAUAAAAGAUGCAAAACGUAAGUGGGAGAAUGCGGAAAAAGACAAAGUUGCACAGCUCAAUAAACACAUAGAAGCUCAGACUAUAAGAAUUACUGAAUUGUGCACAAGCAACAAUGAAAUGAGUUCAAGACUACAAAGGACAGAGUGUGAACUUCAGACUGCAAAUGCAGAAUUGCAUAAACUUAGGGUAUUUCAGAUGCAAUAUAAAGAAUCUCUAGCUAAAACUAGAGAACUUAGCAGACAAAGUGUUCAAGGCGUUGAAACCAAACUUGAAGAAAUAGCUACACGAGCACACAAUCAGCUGGCUGAAUUAAGAGCAAAAUUAGAUGUGGAAACAGCAAAGAAUAUAGAUUUGGAUGCUAAAUUAAGAAAUGAACAAGAUUCUAAUCAUUGUCGCCAAUCAAGGUUAAAUGUUGCUUUAGAGUUGGCGCAAAAUGAACUUAAAGAGUGUCAGGAACAAUUGCGUAGUAUACAAGCUACAAUUCCAGCCAGGGACACUGAAAUAGAAGCUUUGAAAAAACAAUUGCAAGAAAGAUCAAAGCAAUUGGACAAUGCUAUGACGACAGAACAAAUGGUGACCACAUUACAACAACAAUUGGAGAGGUCAAAACUUGAGAAUGAACAAUUGAGACAGCAAUUAGAAGUGAUGAAGUCUGAUCUAAGUGAAACCAUGAUGAAUUUAGAACAAAGUGAAGCUCUUGCAAUGAAUUUAGAACAAGCUGCACAGGACAAAGCAGCAUUGCAGAAAAGGUUGCAGGAUUCUUUGGAGAAAGAAGAGGAACACCUACGAAAAGUUGGUAAUUUAGAAGAAUUACUGAGACGUUUAGAGCAUAGUGUUACCAAACUGGAAGCAGAAAAUGCUACCUUGAAAAUGGAAACAGAACAAACCAGCGCCGUUGUUACUCCUAAAGUGGCUGUGCUAAAAAUCGAUACUCAUAAAGAAGAACAAGUACAAAAAUUAGAACAGGAAAUCCAAACGAUGAGGGACAUUAUCAAUGUAGAACGGCAGACGUCAAAGCAAGCGCAGAUCAAUUUAUGGAAGAAGGAGAAAGAAUUGUCAGAAGCUAAUUUGGAUAAAAGAAUUGCUUUGAGGGAGAGUAAAAGGGCGGAAGACAAAGUAAAAAUAUUGCAAGAAGAGAAACAAAAGAUAUCAGAAAGGUUGGAUCAUAAAAUAAAAGAAGAAGAGGAAAGAUCGAGAAAACUCCUUAAGGAAUUAGAUAGCGCGAAGGCAUCGUUAAAUGACAUAACAAAAGAAUCGUCUAGAAAUAAAAUGCAGGCCGAUUCCGCUCAAAGAGCCUUGACUCAGGCUAACCAUCAAAUAGAAGAACUUCAAUCGUCAAGUGCUUCGUUGCGCAGAGAAUUAGACGCAGCACGCAAGCAAUCGCGAGCAAGUCAAGACAGAGUGGACAGUUUGAGCACGGAAAAUAAACGACUAACCCAGAAGAUUGCCAAGCACGCCGAAGAGAAGAACGAAUUGGAAUCCAGAAUAGAAAAGUUGGAGCAAGAGAUCAAAGGCUACGAACUGAACAUAGAACUUCUCAAGGAAACUUGUACAGUAUUGGAGGAACAGCUAAUAGAUUACGAAAGGUUGACAAGUGACCAUGAAACACGGGAGAAUAUACUCAUUCAAGACAAGAUGAAGUUGCAGAAAGAUUUAGAAAUAACGGAGGCGAAACUUCGCGAAAUGCGUACUACUCAGAACGAGGAAAGAUCGUUAAGAUUGGCGGCGGAACGUAACUUGGAAAGACUCGAGUCAGAAGCCAGCGACAUAGACAGCGAAAGGAACGGUUUACUGGCUCAGAGAGAUCAGUAUAAGAAGCUUGUACAGGAACUCAGUAGUCAAGUGGAGGAAUUAACGACGAAAUCCGGGGAUUUGGAGUGCGACCUCUCAGAACUGAAACGUACUUUAGAAAUAGCCAAAGCUGAGUCAAGAGUAGUGAAGGAAGAAAGUAGCCAGCAUUUAACGCGAUUCCAUGAACUGAAAGAAGCGAACUUCGCGCUUAUGAAUGAUUUGCAGAACAGCGUGGAUCAAGGUCAGGAAUUACGAAUGAGGAUCUCAGAAUUGGAGAGUAUCUUAGAGGAGAUGAGACAGUUUUAUCAGGAGAGAGAAGUCAAAGCGGAAAGCACCAGACAACAGCAAACGAAGUUGAUAGAUUACCUUCAGUUCAAGUUGGAGGAAUGUAGUAAAAAGAAGAAAACCGUGUGCGAUAAAAUUCUCGGCACUAAACAGAAGGAGAACAUUCCUCCGAGCGGAACCGGGAUGCCAGUUGGUUACCGUGAAUUAGAAAACCAGUUGGCAAAAGAGCGAGCAAAGGUUAAAGCGUUGACUGAUCAGUUAUUGGCACUGAAAGCUAUGCACAAAAUGGUGCCUUAUGUUGCACCGGAACCUGGCGAAGAGGUGGUGAUCUCCGGCAUCGCCGGUCGAUUCCCGGAAUCCGACAACAUGGCCGAGUUGAAGGAGAACCUGCUGAACAAAGUGGACCUGAUCACGGAUAACUAUGAGCGAUGGAGACUAGAUCACGCUGAUAUACCUCGGGAAGGCGGCAAGGUGUCCGGCUUGUCCAAAUUCGAUGCCAUCUUCUUCGGCGUCCACUACAAGCAGGCGCACACGUUGGACCCCAUGUGCAGGAUGCUGCUGGAGCAUGCGUUCGAAGCGAUCCUGGACGCCGGGAUUAAUCCCAAGAAAUUGCGGGGAUCGAAUACAGGGGUUAUUAUCGGGUCCUGCAUCAGCGAGUCGGAAAAGACUUGGUUCUAUGAGAAAUUGCAGACGAACGGCUUCGGGAUCACCGGUUGCAGCAGAGCCAUGCUGGCGAACAGGAUCUCCUACUACUUUGGGUUUCACGGCCCAUCCUACGCGAUGGACACAGCAUGCAGCUCGAGUUUAGUCGCGCUGGACCAGGGCUACAGAUUGAUUCGAACGGGCGUCUGCGAUCAGGUGCUCGUGGGUGGUUCAAAUCUAUGUCUCCAUCCUUACGUGUCUCUUCAGUUCGCUCGUCUCGGUGUCUUGUCCACGGACUGCCGCUGUAAAUCCUUCGACGAGAGAGCGAACGGCUACGUAAGAAGCGAGGCGAUCAGCGUGGUUCUGCUGCAAAAAGCGAAAGACGCGAAACGAGUUUACGCGAAGAUAAUCUACACGAAAUCGAACUGCGACGGAUACAAGGAGCAAGGGAUCACGUUCCCCGCCAGCGCUAUACAGAAAAUGCUACUAGAAGACUUCUACCAGGAAUGCAAACUGCCUCCAACUUGCUUGUCCUAUUUAGAAGCUCACGGUACCGGGACCAGUGUAGGCGAUCCUGAGGAGCUAAAUGCCAUCGAACAAGUUUUCUGCAGAAACAGGACCUCUCCUCUUAAGAUUGGUUCCAUCAAGUCCAAUCUAGGUCACGCCGAACCUGCCAGCGGUCUUUGCUCUGUAGCUAAGAUUAUAAUUGCAAUGGAGACUGGACUAAUUCCACCGAAUCUACACUUUAAAAACCCUCCGAAGGGUAUAAAAGCCUUCGAGGAAGGACUGCUAGAGGUGGUCACAGAUCCAAUACCAUGGGAUGGUGGUUACGUGGGCAUAAAUUCGUUCGGUUUCGGUGGUGGAAAUGCUCACAUUCUAUUGAAAUCUUUCACGAAGGAGAAGGUGAACAACGGCGCACCUACCGAUGAGUUGCCUAGACUUGUCACUGUGUCUGGCCGUACCGAAGAAGCUUUAGAAACUUUCUUGGAUUAUGUGGAAAGUAUACCAGUCGAUGUGGAGUAUAUUCGACUGCUACACGACAUUUAUGCUGAAAAUAUAGCUGGACACUUGUCCAGGGGAUACACCAUUGUUGGGUCAAAAGUAUCGAAGGAACCACUUAGGGAAAUUAAGGAAUAUUCGGGAAUAAAAAGACCUAUUUGGUUUGUUUUCUCUGGAAUGGGAUCUCAGUGGCCUGGCAUGGGUGAGUCACUGAUGAAGUUCCCCAUCUUUGCCAAGGCUAUACAAAAGUGCGAUGCAGCUCUGAAACCUUUUGGCGUGGACAUCAUCGAUAUCAUUACAAACAAGGACAAAAAGACCUUCGACAACAUUUUAAACUCAUUUGUGGGAAUUGCUGCGAUUCAGAUUGGUCUGGUGGAUCUAUUAACGUCUGUGGGUAUUGUACCCGACAACAUAAUCGGUCAUUCUGUGGGAGAAUUGGGCUGUGCUUAUGCGGAUGGAUGUUUCACUGCAGAGCAAAUGGUUCUCUCAGCCUAUUCCAGAGGUUUGGCAUCUUUGGAGACGAAGAUGAUCCAUGGAUCCAUGGCGGCGGUUGGUCUUGGAUACGAGGACAUAAAGGACCUUUGUCCACCGGACAUAGAGGUUGCUUGCCACAACGGUCCAGACAGUUCCACCAUCAGCGGCCCAGCAGAGUCCAUGAAAAAAUUUGUAGCUGAAUUGCAGGCCAGCAAGGUCUUUGCGAAGGAAGUACCGUGCAGCAACAUCGCCUAUCACAGCCGUUACAUCGCUGAAGCUGGACCAAAGCUGUUGGCAUAUCUGAAAAAAGUGAUCCCUGACCCGAAACCCCGAAGUCCAAAAUGGUUGAGCACGUCAGUGGCCCGGAGUCAAUGGUGUUCCCCAGAAGCACAAUUUUCUUCUGCAGAAUACCACACUAACAAUCUCUUAAAUUCUGUACUGUUUGCGGAGACUGCUACAAUGAUCCCCAGCGAUGCGAUAACCAUCGAGAUCGCUCCGCACGGUCUCCUCCAGGCUAUUUUGAACAGAUCAUUGGAUCCGGAAGUCACAAACAUUCCGUUGACGCGACGUGGUCACGAAGACAAUGCCGUGUACUUACUGCAAGCUCUUGGGAAGCUCUACAACGUGGGAUUGCAACCGCAACUGGCAAACAUUUAUCCGCCUGUUCAGUUCCCUGUUAGUCGUGGCACUCCCAUGGUCUCUCCUCAUAUAAAGUGGGAACAUUCUGAGGAUUGGUUCGCGCCAGUCUACAGCCAGCGUCAAAAGAUCACCUCAUCGGAAAGAUUCGUCGAGAUUGAUUUGAAAGACGAAUCCUACGAGUACAUGGUUCAUCACGUGAUUGACGGAAGAAACCUGAUUCCAGCUACUGGCUACCUGAUUAUGGUUUGGGAGACUAUCAGUAUGUUACAGGGGAAGUUGUUCGACGAAGUAUCCGUCGUUUUCGAAGAUAUCAGAUUCGAGCGGGCGACUACCAUUCCCAAGGAGGGCUCUAUCGAAUUAACAGUCAUGAUUCAGAGAGGUUCUGGGAAGUUCGAGAUAUCCGAGAAGUCCACAACUGUGGUAACAGGAGCAAUUCGCGUUACAAAUAAUCCUACACAAGAGAUGAUCUCCCCCGAAUUUCUAACGGAAAUAGAUGACGAAGAAGCUUUGACGACCAAUGACAUUUACACGGAGUUGAAGCUCCGCGGUUAUGAUUAUACAGGGGUGUUCCGUGGAUUGAAAAGCGCGUCCCUUCAAGGAACGAGGGGGCACAUUCUGUGGAGGAAGAACUGGGCCGCCUAUCUGGACAACUUGAUGCAGAUCAAAUUACUAGGCAUUGAGACCAGAGCUCUGUUUGUACCUACAGCUAUCAGGAAGCUGGUUGUGGACGUUAAGGCUCACACUGAGAAGGUUCGAAAUUUUACAGAUGACACAAUCGAUCUACCGGUUUACGUGUAUAACGAACAUGACGCGAUAAUCUCUGAAGGUGUGGAAAUCCGAGGGUUAAAAGCGAAUGCUAUACAACGACGGAAAACAAUGGCGUACCCAAUUCUGGAAGAGUACAAAUUCGUAGCUAACCGGGACAAAGCGGAGACCAGCCUAGAGGAAAUGAUUAUACUGUCUUCCCAAAUAGCUCUUGACAGUAAUAUAGUAAUGAGUCCGAAGAUCGUCGAGUUGAUCGAUCUUGAGGACAACUUGUCUGUUGAAGACGUCCUCACGCCUACCAUCCUCAAAGUAUUCGGAGACCUGCCGAUGAUUCGACCAAAAAUAGUGCUCGCCGCUAAUACAGAGCAGUACGAGAAAUUAUCAGAACUUGAAAAUGUUACUAUAAUAGAACCGAACAAAUUGCCGGAGGAUGGCUCUGUCUACAUGGCAGUCGCUUACAACAUCUUGACAAGGAAGAGGCAACAUUAUCUGGACCAACUUAUGCAGUCACUUCCCGAGUAUGGGUUUAUUUUGACUAAAGAGACUACAGUAAAUAGUGAUACUUACAAGUAUAUUCAAGAAUAUGAACUAAGCGUUAUACUAGAGAAAUGCUGCCAGGAUGAAAUACUAUUGUUCUUGAAGAAACGAGAAAGAUCUCCUCCAAACACUGAGGUUGUCUUUGUUAACAAUAAUGAGUUUAGCUGGCUAAACAAGGUGAAAGAAGUGUUGCAGACUGAAGGUGGGAAGAAGAGCCAUGAGAAGGAUGUGAGAUUAGUCCUGGUCGCAGAUGAGGACCUGGACAACGGUGCUCUAGGUAUGGUGAAGUGUUUAAGGAGAGAACCUUGCGGGGAAAUCGUAAAGGCGGUGAUAAUACAGGACGAGCAUGCCCCCAAAUUCUCAUUGGAUGAUCCGUUCUACUAUAAUCAGCUUGACAUUGACAUUGGUAUCAAUGUCUUGCGGCCAGGAAAGGUUUGGGGUACUUACAGACAUUUACCUUUACCGCCAGUGAAACCGAUCCCCUUAGCUCAUGGCUACGUAAACUACAAGGUGAGAGGAGAUUUGAGUUCCUUCCAAUGGAUGGCAGGUAGCAUUAAACCCGACUUGCAAAACAAAAAUCUCAUUAAAGUAGUCUACGCUUCCUUAAACUUUAGAGACGUUAUGUUAGCCACUGGUAAAUUGAUGCCAGAAACCAUUAUAACUCAAAGACAGUUAAACAAUUGCUUGAUCGGAUUCGAGUUCAGUGGAAUAGACACCAGUGGGCGUAGAGUAAUGGGAUUCACUCAAAAAUCUAUAUCAAACUUCACCAUACCACAGGAGCAAAAUGUAUGGAUCGUACCAGACGAAUGGUCGCUUGAAGAUGCAGCAACGGUUCCCAGUGCCUACUUUACUGCGAUGUACGCUUUCUAUCUCUUUGCGCAAUUACAGAAGGGCGAGAGAGUACUGAUUCACGCUGGCAGCGGUGCAGUUGGCCAAGCUGCUAUUAACAUAGCUCUUUCCGAGGAAUGCGAAGUCUUCACUACUGUAGGAACAGCAGAGAAGAGGCGAUUUAUCAGGGAAACGUUUCCCUCUAUCCCUGACGACCACAUUGGUAAUUCUCGAGACACGAGUUUCGAGCAAAUGGUAAUGAAACAAACCAACGGGAGAGGAGUAGACGUUGUUUUAAAUUCACUGGCAGAGGACAAGCUGCAGGCUUCCGUCCGAUGUUUAGGAUUCCGUGGUCGUUUCUUGGAAAUCGGUAAAUUUGACUUAGCGGCGAACAAUCAACUGGGAAUGGAGAUUUUCUUAAAGGAAAUCAGCUUCCAUGGAGUCCUAUUAGACAGGGUAAUUGCUGGAGUUCGUUCAGAUAUUUGUAAACAAUUGCACGAGUUUAUUCAGGAGCAACUAUUGAAUAAGACUAUAAAACCUUUAAAACGAAAGUGUUUCGAGAAACACGAAAUAGAGGCUGCUUUCAGACAUUUGGCUGCUGCAAAGCAUAUAGGAAAGGUUUUGAUCAAGGUAAGCGACGAGAAUGAACCCUUCAACACGCCUGUGCUGAGCUACCCUAUCUUUAACGCCGAACCGAAUAAGAGCUACGUGAUUGUUGGCGGUCUGGGUGGUCUAGGACUAGAAUUGGCUGAUUGGUUGGUGAUUCGAGGCGCCAGAAACCUGGUGAUUAUUUCUCGCAAUGGAAUAAAGACUGGUUAUCAACGAUUAAGGACCGAAAUCUGGAAGUCGUAUGGUGCGAAAAUUUUGAUCAUUUCCGGUGUGGACGCAUCGAAGUACGAAGACUGCGAGUUUAUCUUGAAAUCCGCGGAAAAGCAAGCGCCAGUCGAUGGAGUCUUUAACUUGGCUGCGUUGUUGAACGACUGCUUGAUAGUGAAUCAAACGGAGAAUUCAUUCGAGGAGAGCAUGAAACCCAAGGCUGGCAUUACCAAACAACUAGACAUGUUAACAAGGAAGAUUUGCCCACAACUUCGCCAUUUCAUUGUGUUCUCUUCUAUCUCGUGCGGAAGAGGGACUCCUGGCCAAACCAAUUACGGUAUGAGUAAUUCGGUAAUGGAAAGGAUCUGCGAAAGAAGAGUACAAGAAGGUCUGCCAGGCAUGGCGAUAGAAUGGGGAGCAGUAGGAGAGGUUGGCCUGGCCGCUAAGAUGCUAGAGGAAAAGAAACAGCUCGUGGUCAGCGGAACUUUGCAACAGAGAAUAUCCUCGUGUUUGGAAGAGUUGGAUACGUUCCUCUGCCAAAGUCGGCCGAUUGUGGCCAGCAUGGUAGUAGCAGAGAAACGUCCAAGUGCUAACGAGGCUAGCACGGUUAUUGAAGCAGUGAUGGCCAUUAUGAAUAUAAAGGAUCUCAAAUGUAUUAGCCAGAACUCGUCCUUAGCCGAUCUCGGAAUGGACUCCAUGAUGGCUGUGGAAAUAAAGCAAACCCUAGAACGAGACUUCGGGGUGUUCCUCACUGCCCAAGACAUUCGAGUUUUGAACAUAGCUAAGCUGAUAGAAAUGUCUGCGAAAGAUACUAAAAAACAAGUGAAACAAGUAGUGAAGACAGUUUCGAAAGCAGAGCAAUUAGUUGGCGUUCAGCUAUUAAUGCAAACGAUGACUGUAUCGAUACUGAAUACUAAUUAUUGCAUAAAACUUCCAGUAACACAUACCGAAAAGAAACAUGAAGUAUUCGUUAUACCGGGUAUCGAAGGAAACGAGGCGAUCUUUGAUGUAUUAGUGCCAUAUCUUAAAGUUCCAACUAGUUGUUUACAGCUGGGAAUUUACGAUACAGGGUUGACCAUAGAAGAAAUGGCAGACCGUCUUUUACCUUAUGUUCUAGAUAAAAUCAAGGAACAAAGAGUGUUUAAAAUAGUAGGAUACUCGUAUGGAUCAAUGAUAGCCAUCGAGAUUGUUAGGAGAUUAGAAAUGCAUGGCUUUGUUGGUGAACUUCUACUUCUGGAUGGAUCACCCGAUUACAUGAAGGCCAUAAAAGCACAAAUUCAGUCCUCUUCAGAAGAUGUCUUUCAGAACAAUAUUAUAGUCGAUAUGAUGAAAAUUGCCAAUACGACUCGUGCAACAGAGUUUACGGCAGAAUUGGCCAAAUGCACAACCUGGGAAGAAAAGUUAGAUAGGAUGUCCAAUUAUGUAUCACCUGAAGUGAACAAAACGUAUUCCACUGAGGCACAAAAAGCAAUUGCCACGUUUAUAUACAAGCGUUUGCAAGUAUUAGACAAGUAUAACCCUGAGCCUCUGACACCGCUGAGAACGCUUAUCACAUUACUGAAGCCGACAAUAACUUCCAUACCCAUGCCUGAUGAAACCUACGGAUUGCAUAAGUUGACUUAUGGGAAGGUAACAGUACACGAAUUGGAGGGCAACCACUAUACUAUGCUCAGUAACAAAAAAGUCGCAUUUGCGAUUAAUGGCGACCCUGUACAAGAUCCAAAAGUCUUUAAAGAAGAUCUAACUCAUAUGACUACCGACUUAGAAGUAACGGUGACUAACGUCUGUGGGAAAGGUAGAUCGUAAAAGUUUAAGAGCAUUCCCGCAUUUCUCAAUGAAGUUGAUAAUUUUUCUGUACUUUGCAUUAGUCAUGAAUGAAUAAAAAACACAAUGUUAAUGAAACGUGUUAUAUCUUUAUGUAAAAUCAUCGUAUAUCGUUCACACAUUCGCAACAAACAAUGGCAAACACACACGAUUCACACAGCUAAUUGUAUUGUACUUCGUAAAUCGGACUUAACAUUACGUUUUGUGUACAUAUUAUAUACCAAAUAAAACUACUAUGGUA